AUGGACACAGACAGUGAUGACGAUGACACUGCUGUUCCUCUAAGACAUCACAUGACUCAGCCCAGGGGGAUUGUGGGAAACCCUUCUCAUAAAGAGUCUGGCUCCUCCAAUCAGCGAGAGAUACUGCUUCACUCCUCCCGCCAACCAACUGAGAGACAGAUAGACUGUCCAAUCAGCCACAAGGAUUCACAGCAGCUGGACCUGUCCUUCAAAUACAACUUGGGCUCCUGCAAUGAGUCGGAGAGUGAGGGAUCAGUGCCAGAGUUGGAAGAACCAGAGGUGGUGCCACUGAGAUCCUCAGAACCACAGCCCAUCUCUCCUGCUGAUGAGGGGAUUAACAGACCUAAGCAGAGCCGCAGUGAGAAGAAGGCCCGCAAGGCCAUGGGUAAGCUGGGCUUGCGGCCGGUCCACGGUGUGACCAGGAUCACUAUAAGGAAGUCGAAGAGCAUCUUGUUUGUCAUCAGCAGACCUGACGUCUUCAAGAGCCCCGCGUCAGACAUCUACAUCGUGUUUGGAGAGGCCAAGAUAGAGGACCUGUCUCAACAGGUGCACAAGGCAGCGGCAGAGAAGUUUAAGGUCCCGGUGGAGGCCUCCCCACUGGUGCCCCCUGCACCACCCAGCCUCACCAUCAAGGAGGAGAGCGAGGAGGAGGAGGUGGACGAGGGAGGGUUGGAGCAGAGGGAUAUAGAGCUGGUGAUGGCCCAGGCUAACGUGUCCCGUUCUAAAGCUGUCCGCGCCCUCAGACACAACACCAACGACAUCGUUAACGCUAUCAUGGAGCUGACCAUGUGA
Salmo salar (Atlantic salmon) is the source of this 792-nucleotide messenger RNA. Lineage: Eukaryota; Metazoa; Chordata; Actinopteri; Salmoniformes; Salmonidae. The record is from RefSeq and is a predicted model, not a curated record.